Messenger RNA from Pseudovirgaria hyperparasitica, 2254 nucleotides. Its product is annotated as ABC1 domain protein. The transcript has 2 exons. The record is from RefSeq and is a predicted model, not a curated record. Lineage: Eukaryota; Fungi; Ascomycota; Dothideomycetes; Acrospermales; Acrospermaceae. The coding region runs from base 71 to 2101 and encodes 676 amino acids.
AUGCGACAUAUUCCUUGUCAGUCUUCUCUUCCGAACCUAUUUCCUUCACACAAAGGAGCGGAUCGCAGUUAUGCUCCAGAGGCUACUGUUACUGCGUAGACCUCAAUUUCACCAUGCAAUUUCAAUAAGACACGCUGUUCGGCCUCCUGUCGCUAUCAGUCAAGCCCUCAAGCAGCCCCAACUCCGUCGAAAUCUCCAGUCCGCGCAGUUCUCCCCUCUCGUUCCACCCGAUCCUUCGAAGCUCCCAAAACCCAAGCCGAAGAAAGUACCAAACCCAAAGCGCUCUGCUCAGCGUCGAAAAUGGCGACGACGCCUCCUAUACACAGCAGCGUUCAUUGGCGCGGUGUACGUCAUCGAUAGACAAUAUUACGCCUCUGCGAUCGGUCGCACUGUUCGCACAUUCUACACCGGUCUAUAUGUCGGCAUCGACUACAAGAUCAACUUCCGUCCCAAUCCUCCAUUCGCAGGCUCCAUCGCCGACGUUCACAGGCGGAAUGCUGAGCGCAUGUUCAACUUGCUACGGGAAAAUGGAGGUCUAUACUUGAAGAUUGGCCAGGCUAUUGCCAUGCAGAGCGCAGUGCUUCCACCUGAGUUUCAGAAAAUGUUUGCGAAGAUGUUCGACGACGCGCCACAGAACGACUGGAAGGACGUAGAGCGUGUUAUUCGGGAGGACUUUGGUGGAAAGAGUGUAGAGGAGGUAUUUGGAGUCAGCUUCACUGGCGAACCGGGCAAAGGAGUCAUGGAGAGGACUGCAAGAGCUAGUGCGAGUGUUGCGCAGGUCCAUUGGGCCCGUCUCGCCGAUGGCAGAGAAGUAGCCAUCAAGGUCCAGAAAGAAGAAAUCAUGAAGCAAGUCGGGUGGGAUCUGUGGUCAUUCAAAGUCGUCGCGCGUAUCUACUCCUGGUGGUUCGAUAUACCGUUCUACAGCGUAGUUCCAUACGUCACGGAACGAUUAAUGCUCGAGACCGACUUCGAAAAUGAGGCAAACAACGCGUCUAUGAUGCGUGGAUACGUCCAAGGAGAGCCAAGACUCCGAAAUCGGGUGUACAUCCCCAAGGUCUACACCGAGCUCUCCUCAAAACGUGUAAUGACUGCGGAAUGGAUCGAGGGAAUACGACUGUGGGAUAAAGAAGGCAUCACUGGCACGUGGAAGGGCGGGUGGGGCAAAGGCUCACCCGGCUGUAAUGGUCAGCCCCUAGGCCCUCCUCCUCCUCCUGCAGACACAAUCACUCGCAUACCGAACAACGACCCGAACAAAGAGAAGCUCAAACCAGAGCGCACAGCAUGGAGAGGCAAAGACGGCUCCGGCGGGCUCGGGCUCUCUCUAAAGUCCGUCAUGACAACCAUGGUCGACCUCUUCAGCGCGCAAAUGUUCCUCUGGGGCGCCGUCCACUGCGAUCCGCAUCCAGGCAACAUUUUCGUGCGUCGCUUGCCAGGUGGUAAACCGGAACUCGUGCUCAUCGACCACGGUCUCUACAUCACGAUGCGACCUGAAUUCCGACACCAAUACGCCCUCCUCUGGAAGUCCCUCCUCGCGUUCGACAACAAGACCAUGCAAGACGUCGUUUCGCAAUGGGGCAUCACAGGCACCGGCAAAGAAAUGUUCGCCAGCGCAACUCUCAUGCGGCCUUACGAGGGCGGCGACAACCAGAUGAAGCGCGACCUGCGCGAACUCAGCAAACUCGACGAGCGAGAGCGACAGUACGAGAUGCAACGCAAGAUGCGCGAAAACGUGCGCAGCUUCCUCUCCGACGACACCAAGCUGCCGAUGGAACUGCUCUUCAUCGGGCGCAACCUGCGCAUCGUGCAGGGCAACAACCAGUUCCUGGGCUCGCCGGUCAACAGGAUCAAGAUCACGGGGCUGUGGGCAUCGCGGGCGCUGGCCGAGGACUCGACGCUGCCGUUGACGCAGCGCAUCAAGUUCUGGGUGCGCCACCUGACGUUCAGGAUGGUGCUGCUGGGGAGCGACGUUGUGUGGUGGUAUGCGCGCAUCAGACAGCUGGCCGGGCUGGGCAAGGGCAUGGACGACGAGAUUGAGGAGCGCAUGCGGACGAUGGCGAAGGACUAUGGCGUCGAGCUAAACCACGGCGUGUUUGACGGAUGAGCGGCAGCGAGGAGGAGGGAUAGAGGGUGCGCUGUUGUAUGUAUAUAGUGCUAGUGAGCCCAUGGUCGCAGUCGACUAUACUGUGUAUAGGUGUAUGUACUGUAUGUACUACUAAUUGCUACUUGUAUGUAUAUUCCCAAUCGAACCGCUCAU